Messenger RNA from Fibroporia radiculosa, 1911 nucleotides. RefSeq lists its product as uncharacterized. The record is from RefSeq and is a predicted model, not a curated record. The transcript is spliced from 9 exons. Gene Ontology annotation, cellular component: endoplasmic reticulum membrane. Gene Ontology annotation, biological process: phospholipid biosynthetic process. The coding region runs from base 1 to 1911 and encodes 636 amino acids. Gene Ontology annotation, molecular function: glycerone-phosphate O-acyltransferase activity; glycerol-3-phosphate O-acyltransferase activity. NCBI's taxonomy places the organism in Eukaryota, Fungi, Basidiomycota, Agaricomycetes, Polyporales, Fibroporiaceae.
AUGAAGCGAAAGUUUGUUGGCUUCUUUGCGAGGAUGAUGCUGAGCAUACCUGUCGCCCGAGCAGUAGAUGGCGCAAAACCUGGUACUGGGAAAAUAUCAAUAUCUGAACACGAUCCUUGUCUAGUAAUCGGACAUGGCACUCGAUUUUUGCAAGAGCUCAGUCCCAAUAUGCGAAUAAUGCUUCCCAGAUCCGUCAACUCAGCUAUUGCUGAGGUCGUUGAAAUUAUGUCUGAUACUCAGUUACGUAUCAGGAAAAGAUUCGGCGGAGAAAGCGGCAAAGUCGCGCCCACUAUCAUGGAGAAGCUGAAGGAGCUCCAUGCUCAAUGUGUGCCUGGUUUCGAGUUCAAACUGAUGCCUCAUGUUAAUCAACAAGACAUGUAUCAUCAUGUCUAUGAACGACUUACUCAGGGAGGCUGCAUUGGUAUCUUCCCGGAAGGUGGCAGUCACGAUCGCACCGAUCUCCUCCCGCUAAAAGCGGGAGUCUCGCUAAUGGCUCUGGGCGCUAUGGCUUCCAACCCACAUUUGAAGGUCAAGAUUGUUCCUGUUGGGCUGUCUUACUUUCAUCCUCACAGAUUUCGUUCCCGUGUGGUCGUGGAAUUUGGCGCAGCACUUGAUGUUCCACCUGAGUUGGUGGAGAUGUUUAAGGAAGGGGGUACUCAAAAGCGACAAGCUGUGGGCCAGCUUCUCGACUAUAUCUACGAUGCACUGAAGAUAAUAACGAUUAGGGCUCCAGACUACGAUACUUUGAUGCUAUGUCAAGCCGCCCGUAGACUGUAUGAACCCCUUGGGCAGCAUCUUACAUUAGGGCAAGUGGUGGAAUUGAAUCGGCGCUUUCUGGAGGGGUAUCUUCACUUUGAGAACGAGCCGAAGGUUCAAAAGCUGCGGGACGAUGUCCUCAGAUACAAUCGUAUGGUCCAAGACCUUGGAUUGCGUGACCACCAAGUUUCUCGAGCUGAAAAAGCGAGCUGGCAAACGUUAGGGCUUCUACUGUAUAGAUUCAGUCUUCUCAUGAUGUGGGCUACCCUGGCAUUGCCUGGUGUCAUUCUCAAUGCCCCUAUUUUCUUGUCUGCGUCUAUCAUGUCACGGCAGAAAGCCAGAGAGGCGCUUGCCGCCUCAACUGUCAAGAUUGCUGGCCGGGAUGUUUUGGCCACAUGGAAGAUAUUAAUAUCUUUGGGUCUUACGCCUAUACUGUACGGAUUCUACGCAGCCGUUGCUGCUAUGCUUGCAAUUAAAGCGAAUGCGCCAUUUUGGUGGAGAUUUUGGACACCAUUCCUCACUAUGUUUAUCCUUCCGUGCAUCGCGUAUGCAGCGUUGAAAUUCGGCGAAGCUGGCCUGGAUGUUUUCAGAUCCUUGAGACCACUUGUUGUCACACUUAUUCCCGGACAGUCGCGUUCGUUGGAACAGCUCAAGAUCAUGCGCGAGAAGGUGUCCAAUGAGCUCGCAGAAGUUGUCCGCGAAUUUGGACCAUUAUUAUACGACGAUUUCGAUGAAGUAAUCGCCAUUUUUCUUCCUCCACCUUCAACUGGGAGGCCAGGCAUUUGGCGUCGAAUUAGUGGUACGGGCGGAAUAGAUGCACAGGGCCAUUUGCUCGUUCAUCCUAUGAAGGCCUGGCUAGAUGAGCGACUUUUUGGGUGGAGCAAGAGUGUAUCCCAUUGGACAAGUAUAUCUGGGACGCCGCGCGAAGGUAUCAGCAGCUCAUCAUCGGUUGACGAGUUUGACGAUGAAGACGAAGGUGAUUAUGAUCAAAUACUUGGCUACCUUGAGACCUAUAAGUCGUGGGGAAAUAAGAGGAUACGCAGUCAAAGGACGUCCUACGCGGAUUUCCAGACUUUGCGCGCGGAUGCGAUCGCUGCGUUGGUUUUGAGUGGAAAAUCAUCUAUCCCAGUGGAAGGUCUUCGUCAUCGGAAAUGA